Molecule: messenger RNA, 6521 nt
Organism: Sinocyclocheilus grahami
Lineage: Eukaryota; Metazoa; Chordata; Actinopteri; Cypriniformes; Cyprinidae
Product: interferon-induced very large GTPase 1-like
Molecular function (GO): GTP binding
Source: RefSeq, a predicted model, not a curated record
AUGAGUGGUGCUCCCGCGAGUCCUCAAACACAUGCCGGCAAGUCAGUGCAGAGGAUGCAGUCGGACUCAGAGAACGUGUGUUAUUUGGCUCAGCGGGUCGAUGUGCCUGCUCAAACGAUUGUCGUCCACAAUCCUCCUCGUAGGAGAAGAUGGAGCAAAGAACCACCUCCUCAGAUGAGGAUUGUUGUUCUGGGUUCGAGCGUGUCAGAAAACAGUCUGGUGGGAAACUUCAUCUUAGGACGAGCAGCGUUUGACAGUGAAGCUCCUCCAGAUGUUGUAGAGAGAGUCGGAGGAAGACUGAAGGACAGACAUGUGAUGGUCAUCAACAGUCCUCAGCUGCUCCAGACGAACAUCUCAGCUCAUCAGCUCACACAGACAGUGAGAGAGUGUGUGCAUCUGUCUGAUCCAGGACCUCAUGUGAUCGUGCUGCUCCUCAGACAUGAGCCGUGUUCAGCAGAAGAUCAGGAGCGUGUGGAGAAGGUGCUGCUCUCUUUCUCUGAGCAGGUUUAUCAACACACCAUGGUGCUCACAACACAAGAGCCCACAGAAACCAGUGACAUCCUACAGAACAUCAUUCAGAAAUGUGCAAACAAACACUUCGGUCUUCAGAGGAGCAGCUCUCCUGAUGAUCUGCUGCAGAUGUUUGAGGACAUUGUGAAGAUGAACGAUGGACUGCGUCUGGAUUGUGCCGAAGUUUCAGAGUGUAAAAAGCUGAAUCUGGUUGUGUGUGGGAGUGACGGGACAUUGAAAUCCCCAGCUCUGAUCCGUCUCUCAGAGGAGGACGUGCUGCGUCAGACUCUCCGCUGUGUGUCUCUCUGUCAUCCUGGAGUUCAUGUGUUCAUCCUCAUCAUUCCUGAUGCUCCACUCAAUAAUGAAGACAAAGCUGAAACGGAGAAGAUCCAGAGGAUCUUCAGCCCGAGAAUCAACAAACACAUCAUGAUCCUCAUAAAUCAGAAUCCAGAGCGUCAGACAGCAGAACUAAAUGAAGAAACACAGUCUGUCAUUGAGAGUUUUGGAGGACGCCAUUAUUUCAUUGACCUGAACACACAAGUGUCCACACUGAUGGAGAACAUCGAGCAGAUGCUGGAAGAAAACAGAGGAGAGUUUUUCUCCACAGAGACAUUUCUGGAUGCUCAGAUGAUAAAACUGCUGAAAUUUGAAGAGAUGAAGAAGAAAAUUCAGUCACUAGAAACACAUGUACUGUCACAAGAAGAAGAAUUAAAUGAGAGAGAAGAGAGAUAUAAAACACAAAUAAAGGAGAAGGAGAGAGAGAUGAAAGAGGAGAUGAAGAGAGAACGAGAGGAACGGGAGAAACAGAAAGAAGAGGAAAAGACGAGAAGAGAAGAAGAGGAGGAGAAAAGUAGAGAACAAGAACAGAGAGCUUGGGAUGAACAGAUUCAGAGACUGAAGAGUGAAAUGGAGGGAAUAGUCAGAGAGAAAGAGAGAAUAGAAAGAGAGAAACAAGAACAGCUAGAGGAUUCAGAGAAGAGACUGAAAGAAGAAAGAAACAUGCGAGAAGAUCAACAGAAGACUCUUGAAGAACAGCAUGAAGAAGAGCUGAAGAGAAGACGAGUGCAGUGGAGAGAGGAAGAGGAGAGAGAGGAAGAGGAGGAGAAGAAGAAGAAGAAGAUCUGCUCUGAAACUGGUCCUUCACUGCAGGGAGAAAACAGGGACAUUGAACCAGCAGAAAAAAUACAGAAUCUAUUUCACAGACUUCAUCUUGAAGACAAACACCUCAACAGACUGAGAGCUGCAGAUGUUCUUCAGAUAACUGCACAUUCAUUACAGUCUCAUGAGUCUUGUGCUGAAGAAGAGCUGGUUCAGACUUUCCUACAGAAACUACUGAUGAUGAACUACAGAGCAAGAUACAUUCAAACUAAGCAGACCAAAGAUCACAUGCAACAAAGAGACAGUGACUCCUCAGAAGAUGAGUUUGAUAUUUUUGAAAGAACUUCUUUGUCAAAUGAAGAAACCAGUCAGUCUGAGCGAAUCCACCCGAUGGAUGUCCAGAUGGCUGUGUUUCAUUGUGCUGAUGUUUUCCUGAAGCAGCUGAUGGUCACUAAACUGUCCCAGUGUCAGUACGCUUUGCCUCUGCUUGUUCCUGAUCCAUUCACACGACAGAUUGAGUUUCCUCUCUGGACAUUCAGACAAAUCAUCAAGAGCUGGAAGAUCAGAAACACCAGAAAUGAGAUCAUCAGACAAACCCUGCCGAUCUACAAGGCAGAAACUCCAAUGGUGUUCUUCUCCAGGUUUGGCUCUGUGUCUUCCUCCAAGUCUCAGCUGAUGAACCGUCUGAUUAAUGAGAAACACAACCCGUUCUUCCACAGAAACUGCCCAGGCAGCAGCAGAACCAGAGUCCUGAUGGACGGAGUGGUGGAGAUCUCCUGGUUCUGCCCAUCUGGAUCAUAUAAUGAUCAUUUCAGUGAGUGUGUAGCAUUCUGUAAUCUACACGGUGAUGCAGGAGACCACGAGAAACAGCUGCAGAUCCUCACUGACAUGUGCUCAGUCAAUGUUGUUCUUCUGCCACAACUCGACAGGAAUGAUAGAAACAUGAUAAAAGUUCAAAACCUGUACAAGGACUCAAAGCCACUCAUUUGUCUCCUUACUGAGGAUGAUUUAGCUCUCACUGAGAUGAGGAAUAGAAAAUAUAAAAUUGGUCUGAAAGACAGAAAUCAAUCAGAUGUGUCUGAAGAACUCAGAAGAGCUAUAAAUGCUUGUCUUUCAGAUUCAUCUCACACUUUCAGACUUGAAGAUGUGUCCAAACACUCAGACGUCAGAGUAGAUGAGGAAGAUGACGAAGACUGCAGGAGAGGAAGAGAAGCAGCACAGCAGAUGAUGAGUUUACUGCAGAAGAAAGAUCUGACGAAAGUCAAAGAAUGGUUUCUGCCUCGUCAGGGCAAACUGUGGCAUCAGUGGAGUCAGAGGAACAGAGAACUACAUCGACCUCCAGGAGAUGAGAUCGAAAUGUACAUCAGAAGAAAACAAACAGAGAUGAAGAAAAUACGUGAACUGCAGCAUGAAUCUGACAUCAGUGAGUUUAUGAAGCUCUUUAUUAAAGAAAUGAACUCACACGCUGCCACAAAGAUGUUUUUUCUUAAAUGGCUCAGAAUCCUUCUGGAUGAACAUGCAUCAGCUGAUCUUUCUGCUCUACAUCACACAUAUGAUGAAAAGUGGUCAACAGUCUUGAAACUGAAAGAGAACCAUAAUAAAUCUGAACAUCUCAGAGCUGAACAAUCUGAGCUUGAGAGAAUAUCCGAGGAUCUUCAAGCUGCAGGCUUUGGUGUGGAGCACAUCAUGAGGGAGAUCGGUCAGAUCUAUGAAUCGUGUUCAUCUGUGCAGAAGAACAAGAAAGACCUGCAGGUUCACUUCUCUUCUCUCCCGAGUCUCGCAGCAGAGAUGAUGAUCUCUGGGUUUCCACUGGAGCUGAUGGAUGGAGAUGCUGCUCAUGUUCCUGUGGUCUGGAUCUCUGCUGUUCUAGAUCAACUCAAUCAGAGACUAGGAGACCAGAGAGUCUUUGUGCUGUCAGUUUUAGGGCUCCAGAGCUCUGGGAAAUCCACCAUGCUGAACGCCAUGUUUGGACUGCAGUCUGCCGUCAGUGCUGGCAGAACAACCAGAGGAGCUUUCAUGCAGCUGAUCAGAGUCUCAGACGAGAUGAAAACACAGAUGAACACUGACUAUAUUCUGGUUGUUGAUACUGAGGGUCUUCGAGCUCUAGAACUGUCCGGAAGAUCAACAAGACAUCAUGACAAUGAACUGGCCACAUUUGUUGUAGGUCUCGGAAAUCUGACACUGAUCAACAUCUUUGGAGAAAACCCAGCUGAGAUGCAGGACAUUCUUCAGAUUGUUGUUCAGGCCUUCAUGAGGAUGAAGAAGGUAAAUCUGUCUCCCAGCUGUGUGUUUGUGCAUCAGAACAUCUCAGACGUCACAGCUGGAGAGAAAAACGUGGAGAGAAGGAGACGACUGCAGGAGACACUGGAUGAGAUGACAAAACUCGCUGCUAAAGAGGAAGACUGUGAUGCAGAAUGUUUCAGUGAUGUGAUUAGAUUUGAUGUUCAGAAAGAUGUGAAGUAUUUCGCUCAGCUCUGGGAGGGAUGCCCACCGAUGGCUCCACCUAACCCAACAUACUGCGAGAACAUUCAAGAACUGAAGAAAACUAUCAUGUCUCAUGCCUCAAAAUCACAUGGAAUGAGGCUGACACACUUGAAAGAUCGUAUUAAAGAUCUCUGGGAGGCUUUACUGAAUGAACAAUUCGUCUUCAGCUUCAGAAACGCUCUGGAAAUCUCGGCUUACAGGAAACUGAAGACUGAAUACAGGAAGUGGUCCUGGAGGCUUCGCAGUGCUAUGCUGGAAACUGAGAACAAACUACACAACAGAAUAGAAAAUGAUGUGAUUCAUGAGAUUGAAGAAACUGAUCUUCAGAGAGAGCUGAAGGAGACAAGUGAAGAAGUGGAAAAAUCAAUGUCUGAAUUCUUUGAGAAAGACACAUAUGCAGAUAUACUGAUUCAGUGGAAAACAUCAUUUGAAAUCAAGAUCAAAGACUUUCAGGAAAACAUUGUGAGAGAAACAAAGAGAAAAUUAAAUGAGGUUCUGCAGCAGCGACACCUGAAGAAAAAGAUUGAUGCUCAGAGGAAACAUUAUGAAAACACUCUCUAUGAAAAGAGCAAAGAACUCGCCUUAAACCUCAAAGACAAAGCAAUCGAUGAAGACACACUGAAGAAAGAGUUUGAUUUGUUCUGGGAUCAGUGUGUGAAGAAGAUCAUCAGAGACACUCCUGCAAUCAGACACAUUGACAUAAUGAGAGAUGUGAGAGAGGUCCUCAGUGACGUCUAUGAAAGCACUCCUGCUGAUCACUGGAGGGAGAGCAGGGAUAUUUUCACUGUGCCCAGUUAUUCAGAUUAUGUUAUUUUCAGAAAGUCCAAAAAAGGUUUGCUUAAAUGGGCUGCAAAGGAUGCUUACAGAACAGCUAGAGAAACAUUUGGAUUUGUUCGAGCUCUGUCUCUAGAGGAUGAAGCACAAAUAAGAUCAUUAGUCACAGAUGUUGCUCAGCAGACAGACAGAAUGAUUCAGUCAUUUAACAUCUCAAAGAUGGGCUACAACACCAGCUGCAUUCAACAACUCACAGAUUACAUCAGAGCGAGAGUAACAGAGCAUGAGGAAGGACCAGUGAGAUAUGUGUUCAGGAAUCAAUUCUUCAUGGAUUUGGUUCUGUCCAUCUGUAAGAGAGCGAACAAGAUGAUCACUGACCAACACAGACUGUUCAGAGAAGCCAAUGAUCCUGUAAUAUAUGUUCAGAAGAAGAGAGAAGAGUACUAUAGUAUUUUCCAGAAAUACUGUCAUGGAGCUGCAUCAGCUACAAUUUUUGGUGAGAAUAUCUGUCAGAAACUGAAAGAGCCCAUUGAGCAGAGUGUCUACAAGAAGACUGCCAGAGAUCUGACGGAUGAAAUGAGAUCAAACUGUGAAUCACUGAAUAGAAACCGAUCAAAUCUGGAGAAACACAUCCUGAAGACACUGGCAGCAGAGGAGGAUUUUAACAAAUACAUGAACUACAUUCACAAUCCCAGAGAUCACUUCAGUGGUUUCAUCAGAGAUGAAGUCAGGCGGUACAUCAGUGAUCGGUUCAGUCUCAGUGUUUUAUCCAAUAUGAAGAAGAACAUUAAAGUCCUGCAGCAGAAGAUCAUAGAAGCAGCUCAUCAAUCUACUGAACGUGCUCGAGAGAACAGAGGAGAAGCUGGUUUGUGGGUUAAGAGUUUCACACAGCAGCUCUCAGAUGAGCUGAUCUUCUCUGAGAAACACCUCCGUGGAGUCAAACAUGUUGAUGUGGAUGAUUUCAACCUCCUAGAAGAUGUGAUGAGGCAAGAACUUACUGCUAUAGUGUCAGACAUCAGCAGGAGAUUCAAUAGAAGGUCAUUUGAUGAAAAACUGGACCUCAAGUUCAGAGCAGAUGAGCUUCUGAUUGAUCUCUUCUGUCAGUGCUGUUGGGUUCAGUGUCCGUUCUGUGAAGCCGUCUGCUCAAACAUCAUAGAAAACCAUGAUGGAGAUCACAGUGUUGCUUUCCACAGAGUGGAUGGAAUUAAUGGCACAUAUUACACUUCUACACAGAAUCUCUGUGCUGAUAUUUGCACAAGUUUAGUGGCAAGUGAAAGAACAUUUUGUGUAUCAGCUCAGAGGUUUCCAUAUAGAGAUUACAGAAGAGCAGGAGGAGUUUAUGCAGACUGGAGCAUCAGCCCUGAUCUCUUUACACUGCCCUACUGGAAGUGGUUUGUGUGCAGAUUCCAGAGAGAUCUGGAGAAACACUACAGUAAAACAUUUGAGGGGAGUGGAAGGAUACCAGAUGAAUGGAAACAAUACUCAAAACCGGACGCUAUUGAGAGUUUGGAUACAUACAUCUAAUGGAGAAGAUGAAGACUGAGACUCUUGUGUCUCCUCUCACAUUCAGACUCAACUCAAGACGAUCAGAUCUCAUCAAAUACAGCCCAGGAUUCAAGACCAGAUUCAGUCUCGCAUGCUGAUAUCAGUCAAAU